Molecule: messenger RNA, 768 nt
Organism: Aedes aegypti (yellow fever mosquito)
Lineage: Eukaryota; Metazoa; Arthropoda; Insecta; Diptera; Culicidae
Exons: 4
Coding region: 49-753 (234 amino acids)
Biological process (GO): synapse organization
Cellular component (GO): neuron projection membrane
Source: RefSeq, a predicted model, not a curated record
AUAAAAGAUUGAUAAUAAAAAGCACGACAGGCCAUAUAAAAUGCUGCUAUGAGGCAUCCAACGUUUCGGAUUAUAUUGACCCUGGUUUCGCUGCACCACCUCACCGGAUCGAUACAAGUCGCCAAAAUCGGGCUAAAUGAUAACACUUUCAAAACAAUACCGCGACACUUCUGGCACGACAUCUCCUCGCCAUAUACCGAACUGCCGGAUGACGACAUCGAGGAGGAGUCGGAGGAAAGCACCACCCAUGACCCGUAUCCGUUUUUCGACGAAACGAACAUGACGGCAAAUGUAACCACACAGCUCGGCAACGACGUGUAUCUGCACUGUCGCGUAAACGAUCUGAGGGAACGAACCGUGACUUGGGUGCGCCGAAAAGGAGAUGACAUCCAUUUGAUCACAGUAGGCCGUCACACGUACAGCAGCGACUCUCGCUACUCCUUGCAGUACCAGGCCCCCAAUGAUUGGCAGUUGCUGAUCCAGUAUGCAAAUGAACGAGAUGAGGGCCUCUACGAGUGUCAGAUAUCGUCCCAUCCUCCGUUGGUGUUUCUCGUUUAUUUGAUCGUUGUCGUGCCCAGAGUGGAGAUUGUCGACGAGCGGGGCGUUGCGACGGUGGAUAAAUUCUACAAAGCGGGCAGCACGAUCGAGUUGAAGUGCAUCAUAAGCAAGGUCCCCCAGCCGACCAGCUACGUGACGUGGAAGCACGGCAUGCGAAUGUUAAACUACGACACCAGCCGAGGUGGUAUCAGGUAGGUACCUAAUUAGCUU